Molecule: messenger RNA, 3432 nt
Organism: Stylonychia lemnae
Lineage: Eukaryota; Ciliophora; Spirotrichea; Sporadotrichida; Oxytrichidae
Source: the annotation of a GenBank genome assembly
AUGCAGCAAAAAGCUCUAACUUCGUUCUUCUCUUCAGCUAGGCAGUCCAACGUAUCCUAGCAGAAUAAUUAGAGGGAACUCAUUCAGCAGAAAUCAAGGACUCUAGUUGAAUCUAUCACACCAGAGAAAUUCGGCUUUAAAAGCAAUAAAACUCAAGCUUCUAAGUAAAAAGGUGGCCAUUCUAAAAAUGCGCACCCUUCAGUUGGUGAAAAUCAAAAUAUGAGUGAUGAGUCAGAAUCAAGUUUAAUGAGACCUAGAACUUAAAAGAGGCCUGUCAUAAAUGAUGAUGAGGAAGAUAGUGAUUAUGAAGGGCAAAUCGACAUUGACUCUGAUGAUAUCUCAAUAGUUUUGGAUUCUGAGGAAGAUUCCGCGGAAGAGUCUAAGAAAAAAGGGGGAGUAAAAAGGAAAGCCCCCGCUAAAUAACAAAAAAAAGGAGGUAAGUUAUCUGAGAUAACUCCAAAGCCUGCUAAAAAAAACAAUGCCUUGCUGAAAAAUUCACAUGCUAGUACAGCUAGUGGCACUGAUAAGAAAUAAAACAAUAACAGAAGAAGUGAUAUAUCGAACAAUACUAAUAGUGACUAAAUUCUAAUGAAAGAAGAAACUUCAUUCGUUGAUAACGAAGAUCAAGUAAUUGGAGGUGGCUUCUCCUCUAUGGAUGAUAUUCUUGAUGCCAGACCAAAGUUUAUAAAAGAGGAGUUUAUCAAAGACAUUGAAGGUAGGCGCCCUGACCAUCCUGAUUUUGAUCCUACAUCUCUAUACAUUCCACCUGAUGAAUGGAAGGGCUUCACACCCGCAAUGUUUCAGUAUUGGGAGAUAAAGUAGCACAACCUUGACAAAAUUUUAUUCUUUAAGCUGGGCAAGUUCUACGAAAUUUUCUACAAUGAUGCAAUUGUUUGUCAGAAAUUACUUGAUCUCAAUUGGAUGGGUGGUGCUAAAAAGCUACAUAUUGGCUUCCCUGAGAAGGUGCUUGACAAAUAUCUUGUGACAAUGGUUAACAAUGGAUUCAAAGUUGCUGUGAUUGAAUAAACUGAAACCCCAAAAAUGAUGGAGGCAAGAAUUAAAGCUGAUAAAGGUAAAAAGUAAAAUCAGUCAGAUAAAUGCGUAAAGAGAGAGAUAUGCAACAUGGUUACCAAAGGAACAUUCAAAGACUCAAACUAGCUUGGGUACUAGCCAAAGUUUGUACUCUCAGUUAAGAAAUACUCUAAUGAAAUUGGUGUAACUUUCUUUGAUGUUCAGACUCUAAAAAUUUAUAUUGGCUAAUUCUAAGAUGACGAUGCUUUAUCAAACUUCAGAACCUUACUUUGUCAAAUUAGACCUGUUGAAGUCAUUCAUGAAAGGGAAAUAAUUAACUCAGACUUGAUUAAAAUGCUCAAGAAUUCUCCUAUUGUUCCUGUGUUUACUCCAAUGGUGCCAAAGAAUUGCUGGGGAGUCAUUAAAACAUGUAAUUCUUUAGAAAACUAUAUUGGAAACUCUAAAAUCUGGCCUGAGCCAUUGCAACAACUUAAAAAUUAGGAUGCAGAACUUGCCCUUUAAUCACUUGGAAUGGCCAUCGCAUUCCUUGAAGAAGCUUUGAUUGCUUAAUAAACCAUUUCAACUGGUGAUUAUAUUCUAUAUACACCAGAAAGUUAAUCUUAGCUUGAAUACAUGGUGCUAGACAGUCAAGCUCUUUAGCAUCUCGAGGUGGUUGAAGCAGCCACAGGUAAAUUUGAGGGCUCUCUUUUGCAUUACCUUGAUCACUGCAAGUCCCCAUUUGGUAAGAGAUUGCUUAAGAAAUGGGUGCUUUCCCCAAUGAUGAACAUAAAUAAGAUCAAUGAUAGAUUAGAUGCAAUUGAAGAUUUAAUGACUCAUCAAUUCGAGACUGAUGUUUUCAGAUAAAAGCUUAGCAAGCUACCUGACCUUGAGAAACUAUUGGCAAAAAUAUAUACCUACUCAAUCAAGCAUAGAGUCAAAGCUAUCUACUUCGAAAAUGUUUCACUAAUCAAGUUAAGAGAGUUCAGAACUCUAUUAAAGUAAUUUAAGGGAAUUUAUGAUCUUUGUGAGUCAUUAGUGAACAAGGUAUAGUAAUUAAAGUCGGAGAGACUUAAAAAAUUAUUAACGACAGAUGAAGAAGGAGGAAUGAUGCCUUCAGAUAUCAAGGAAAUCAUAAAGGAAUUUGAGAAAAUGAUUAUCUGGAAGAAAGCUUCCAAUGGAGAAGAUGAGAUUCCAGAGCCAUAACCAGGCCUUGACUCUGAAUUUGAUACAACUAAUGCAGUUGUGGAUGGUGUCAAGAGAAGAUUAGAGGACUACCUUAAAGAAAUGAGAAACAAAUUCAAGGAUCGCAGAAUUACAUGGUCUCAUGCUAAAUACAGAUAUGAGCUGGAGAUGCCAUCUGAAUUAAUAGAGGGCAACAAGAAACCAGAUAACUUUGAAUUUACCUCUCAGAGAUAGGGCUAUCAGAGAUUCCAUACCAAAGAAAUUAAACAAAUGGUAGAUGAACUUGAAUAUGCAGAGGAUAAGCUUAAGGAUGCACUCACUCCUUUCUUGUGCGCCAUAUUCCAAAGAUUCCAUGAGCAUAAAGACCUUUGGAACAGAGCUCUAGAUGUAAUCACUGAGCUUGAUUGUCUCUGUUCUCUCAGCAUAGUUAGCAGUCAGAGUAAUGACGAGAUGUGUAGACCUCAAUUUAUUGACUACACAGGUGAAUACAAAAAUUCUAGUUUUCUUGACAUCAAGUAGUUGAGACAUCCAUGUGUUACACUUAACCAAACCAAAGCAUUUGUGCCAAAUAAUACGUUUGUCUCUCCCAAUGACAAUCAAACUGUGCUCUUAGUCACAGGUCCAAACAUGGGUGGUAAAUCAACCUUACUGAGAUAGACAUGCAUGGCUGUUAUUCUUGCUUAAAUAGGUUGCUUUGUUCCUGCUUAAUCCAUUACUCUGACUCCAGUUGACAGAAUAUUUACUCGUAUUGGUGCUAGUGAUCGUAUUCUUGAGGGCAAAUCUACUUUCUAUGUUGAAAUGGAGGAAACUAAGAACAUUAUCCAAUUCGCGACUUAUUAGUCACUCGCUAUAGUUGAUGAACUCGGAAGAGGUACCUCAACUUUUGAUGGAUAUUCUAUUGCUCAUGCUGUAUUAAAGUACCUUGUAAAUAAGAUCAGAUGCAGAUCUCUUUUCUCUACACAUUAUCAUAUGCUACUUGAUGAGUUCAGAGGAUUUCCAGGAGUGCAAAACUAUCACAUGGCAUGCAAGGCUAAUGAGGAAAAAGAUGAGGUCAUGUUCCUCUACAGAUUUGAAAAAGGUGAAUGUCCAAUGAGUUUUGGUAUUAAUGUUGCUAGAAUGGCUGGCAUUCCUCGAGGAGUUCUAGAUCAUGCCAAGAAAAAGAGUUUAGAGUUCAGUGAGAAGCUUCAUAACUUGACCGAAAAGGUAAAGGAAUACAAACUGAAAGGAAACAGCUAAUGA